This is a messenger RNA of Penicillium cinerascens, 1068 nucleotides long. Its product is annotated as U2 snRNP complex subunit HSH49. Lineage: Eukaryota; Fungi; Ascomycota; Eurotiomycetes; Eurotiales; Aspergillaceae. The transcript has 3 exons. Bases 1 to 1068 code for a protein of 355 amino acids. Gene Ontology annotation, biological process: positive regulation of mRNA splicing, via spliceosome. Gene Ontology annotation, cellular component: nucleolus; U12-type spliceosomal complex. The record is from RefSeq and is a predicted model, not a curated record. Gene Ontology annotation, molecular function: RNA binding.
AUGUCCGGCGCAAGGCAUUGGGAGCAAGACAAGGAGGCCACAGUGUACAUCGGAAAUCUCGACGAGCGCGCCUCGGACAGCUUGGUAUGGGAACUGAUGCUGCAGGCAGGCCGCAUCGUCAACGUCCACCUGCCCAAAGACCGAGUCACGCAGUUACACCAAGGGUAUGGAUUUGUGGAAUUUAUCAGCGAGGAAGAUGCCGAAUAUGCCUCGAGGAUCAUGAAUGGGAUUCGUCUGUUCGGCAAACCAAUCCGUGUGAACAAGGCAUCGGCGGACAAGCAGAAAUCCGUGGAAAUCGGUGCAGAGCUCUUUGUCGGAAAUCUGGAUCCCAUGGUCGCCGAACAAGUUCUCUACGAUACGUUCAGCCGCUUCGGCAAUUUGGUCAACCUUCCCAAGAUUGCGCGCGACGACAAUAAUCUAUCCAAGGGAUACGGGUUCGUUUCCUUCGCUGAUUUCGAAUCAUCUGAUGCGGCCAUCGCCAAUAUGAAUGGUCAAUAUCUCAUGAAUAAACAAGUCUCCGUGCAGUACGCAUACAAAAAGGAUGGCAAAGGAGAGAGACACGGCGAUGAGGCCGAGCGAAUGUUGGCGGCACAGGCUCGGAAACACAAUGUUCAGCCACCAAUGCAGCAGAUACCACCCCCGUCGUUCGCCGGUGCUGGACCGGGCUCUUCUGCGACUCCGGCGAUACCAAACGGCGAUAUUUCUCGGCCAGUGAGCACUGGCCCCCAGGCACCCGAUUUAAGCAUGGGCAGAGGAAUGCCAGCACCGAUGCCCUACCAAAAUGUGCCACCUCCUCAGGGUCGGCUUGUUCCUCCUGGCCCGUCACUCGCGACCCCGCCGCCAGGGUUACCGGCGCGGCCACCGCCGUCUCAAGCUGGCUACGGCGGUCCCCAGACCUUCCUUCCACCAGGGUUCAACGGAGCUGGCCAGCAGCCACCUUAUGCGCCUCAAGCUGCGCCCUCACCAGGGUUUGGGCCUCCCGGGUUUGGGCCUCCAGUGGGCGCCCCCGGAGCACCCCCGUCACUACCUCCUGGCUUUCAACAACCGGGCUAUGGAAACGGUCGCUGA